UGGCAAUACCUUUUUUUGGCAAUGCGGAAUAUUUUGAUCGAUCUUCUUCUUCUACAACCUUUGGACUUGUCAAAAUUUAUUCAACUUUUUUGGUCAGUUUUUUCAACACUCUUUGUAGCAGGUGCCUUUUAGGAAAGUUACUUGGAAAAUGUCUCGCGUUUUGGUUGGUGUUAAGCGUGUGGUUGAUUAUGCCGUUAAGGUACGCGUCAAUCCUGAAAAAACUGGCGUUGUUACCCAAGGCGUCAAACACUCGAUGAAUCCUUUCGAUGAAAUCGCCGUGGAGGAGGCUGUUAAAAUGAAAGAAAAGAAGUUGGCCACUGAAGUAGUUGCUGUUUCAAUUGGACCCACUCAAUCGCAAGAAGUCAUUCGUACAGCUUUGGCCAUGGGCGCUGAUCGUGGCAUUCACGUCGAGAUUUCCGGCAAGGAUUACGAUUUGUUGCAACCUAUUCACGUUUCCAAAAUUCUUGCCAAGUUGGCCUUAGAUGAAAAAGCCGAUUUGGUUAUUUUGGGCAAACAAGCCAUUGAUGACGAUUGCAAUCAAACUGCCCAAAUGACUGCAGCCGCACUCGACUGGCCACAAGGUACUUUCUGUAACAAGAUUGAAAAAACUGGUGAUGGUUUAACCAUUGUUCGUGAAAUCGAUGGUGGUCUUGAGACUAUUAAAACUAAAACUCCUGCUGUUCUAAGCGCUGACUUGCGUUUGAACACCCCACGUUACGCCACUCUACCCAACAUCAUGAAGGCCAAGAAGAAGCCUUUGAAGAAGAUGUCGGCUGGUGAUUUAGGUGUUGAUACUACUCCACGCAUUGAAGUUAUUUCCGUUGAGGAUCCUCCAGUCCGCAAGGCUGGCGCUGUCGUACCCGAUGUAGAUACAUUGGUCAGUAAGCUCAAGGAAGGCGGUCAUUGUUAAACAAUCUUCGUUCUGAGUUCUCCUGAACAAAAGUUAAUUUUGAAAAAUGUGCAUUUAUAUAAGUUUUAAAAACUUCCCCUCCACUAUUAUUUUGUAUGUAGUAAAAAUUCCUUAAUGUCUUGAUAUCAUUGGCUUUAUUAUAGGAAAUAGAACAAUAACCAUUUUGUUACAAACGAAUUUGUUUUUUUUUUUUUAUUGUAUAUUUUAAUAAAGUUCUAUUAUAGAUUGUA
Lucilia cuprina (Australian sheep blowfly) is the source of this 1140-nucleotide messenger RNA. RefSeq names its product electron transfer flavoprotein subunit beta (gene Etfb). Gene Ontology annotation, cellular component: cytosol. Gene Ontology annotation, molecular function: electron transfer activity. NCBI's taxonomy places the organism in Eukaryota, Metazoa, Arthropoda, Insecta, Diptera, Calliphoridae. The coding region runs from base 149 to 910 and encodes 253 amino acids. The record is from RefSeq and is a predicted model, not a curated record. The transcript is spliced from 3 exons.